CAAAAAAUCAAAAUAAAAAUGGCUAUCGGAGUUGAUACUUCAAAAUGGAAACCUAGAAAAUUAAAAGGAACACCUGCCAACAGAGCCGCAAACUUAAUUGCAGCUGGAAUAAUUGGCUUUGGAGUUUUGUGCGGUGCAGCUCUGCAAUAUAUGGACUUUACUAAGAAACCAAGAGCAAAUUUUGAGAAGCUAUAUGAAGACUCGAUAGUUGAAGUUGAGAGAAAGAUCAUGAUUGGAAACAGUUUACCAUACAAGACCGGAGACCAACUACGGAAAAUAGUUGAGGAAGAUAGACAGCCAGACAGACCAGAUGCAUAAGUUAUAAAAUGAAUAAUUUAAGUUCUCAAAAUAGGUAGGUAUCACUUUUGUUGUAUAGCAUGAUAUAGUAUAAUAAACUUGUUAUUUUAACCAAAAAAACUUUCAUUUCCCAGCAAGAAAGAAAUUGUUAGCAAAUACUUCAAA
Molecule: messenger RNA, 462 nt
Organism: Plutella xylostella (diamondback moth)
Lineage: Eukaryota; Metazoa; Arthropoda; Insecta; Lepidoptera; Plutellidae
Source: RefSeq, a predicted model, not a curated record